AUUAUAUUAAUAAGCGAAGAAGCCGCAUUUCAUGCGAAAAUCUGGAAAUAAAAAUCUUUUAAGGUUUUCUUAACAAUGGAGGCUGAACUCUGAGUGAUCAAAGUAUUAUCAGUGUUUUCUUCUUUUCAUAUGCAUUAUCAGUAGAUUUUCCUGUUCUUGCAAGCAUUGGAUCAGAUUCUAAAGAUUUUGCUCAAGAGGAGUAAACAGAGAGAGAGUAGAAGAAGAGCAUUGAGGAUUUUAAAUGGAGAAAGAGAUUUGUAGAAGACAUCUUUCAAGAGAAGGGAUAGGAUGUGUUUGGGUGUUUAUGAGCAUGUUUGAUUUCAGACAUGGUGGAUCUAACCACAAGCUUUUGAUGGAUAAGAAACGUGGUGGAAGCAAACGAAUCAUAGGUAAUAAUGGAAUGUUUGACACUAAGGUUGAGAAGCAGCUUACUUGUGACUGUGACUAUGACUGUGAGGAGAGUGAAGCUGAAAUGCAGAGUGUCAAGAAACUCAUAGAAGAUGAGAUUGAUGAGAAGACUAAGCAAAAGUGUGAGGCGAGAAACCGAAAGAGGAGAAGUAGAACCUGCAGCAAAAUCAGUGAGGAUAUCAAUGUUUUGAUUGUUGGUGAUGAUGAUGAUCAUGCAGAUAAAUCAGAUGAUCAGUGUCCGAGAAUUUCACAGAACGAAGUGGAUUUGGUAAAUGAUGAUUCCGAAGAGAAGUUCAGCGAGUUGAUAAAGCGGUUGAUAGCUCAAAAGGAAAGCGAGGUAGAUAGCUGCAAGAAGAACCUGGUGGAUGCAUUUCAGGUCUUGAAUUCUAAAGAAAAAUCAUUCUUGAAUACCGAUACGCCAAUUUCGGGAGAUUCUCAAAGAAUCAAUGAAUGUAGACAAACAAUUGUAAUUUUGAAGCCUGAACCAAACAGCUUGGAUGCUGGAUCAUCACCUGGCACACCUUCUACAGACAACAAGGCCAAGAAUGGGAGAUUCAGUUCUCGCUUUAUUCUCAGUAGAAUCAGAAGAAGACUAAAGUUUGCGGCUGGAAAGAAUCCAUGCAAUGCUCAACAUGACUCUGAUCCUGAUCCAGAUACAUUGUCUUGUAACAUGACUCAAACUGCUACUAAAGAGGACACUGUCCAUGAAAGUGAAGAAGAUUCCAAGAAGAGUAUGUGUGGUAUAUACAUUGCCGCCAAGAAACACCUGUCUGAAAUGCUUGCAGAAGGAGACAUAGAUGCUGAUUCACCCGAUAAGGAAGUACCAAAAAUUCUUGGGAAGAUUCUUGCUCUCCCUGAGUUCUCCACACCAGACAACAGUCCUAGAGUAAACUUGUCACUUGAUCAUCCGCUAAUCGAUAAACCAAAGAUUCAGCAGUGCAGUUCAGAAGAUUACUACUAUGAGCCACUUGGACUGGAUUCAAACAAACAUGAAGAAACAGAGUUUAUGCCAUUUCCGGAAGACACUGGGAUGGAAGAGGAAGAGAAGACUGUUUUGGAUUCGUUGUCUGAAGUAAUUAGCUCUUCCAUUAUCCAACAAGAUGCAUAUGUUGAUGAGGAUGAGCAGAAGCAACUCUUGGAAAAGGAAGUACUCGACGAAGGGCGAUUACCGUGUUCUCCACCAAACUCUUCAGUGAGAAUGUCUGAAUGCCAAGAAAAUACCACAGAUGUAUUGGGAAAGUCAAGUCCUGUGUCGGUUCUUGAGCCUCUCUUUACAGAUGAUGACACUAGUCCAAACAGCUCCAGGUUCUCUUCAGUCGAAAUGCGGAUGCAACCACUGUGCAUAAGAUUCGACGAAGCUGAUUCUCCAAGACCGGAGAAAGACAAUGAUGCCAAAAUUAGAAUGGAUGACAAGGAAUUGGCACUUGAAUACAUUCAAGCCGUGGUGAAAUCCUCAGAGUUGAACUGGGAAGAGCUUUUGGCGAGAUCUUUUUAUUCGGAGCAGAUUCUUGAGCAGGCUCUAAUGGAUGACAUAGAUUUCUGUUCGACAAAUCUAUGCAGCGAUAAGAAACUUCUUUUUGACUGUAUCAAUGAGGUUCUUAUGGAGUUUUGUAGACAUGGCCCUUGGAUUUCAUUCGUCAAACCUGCAAUGUGGUUUUUUCCAGACAUGGAAAAUGCUGUUGAAGUGGUACAAGAAGAAGUUUACUGGCAUCUCUUACCGUUGCCUUCUCCUCACACACUAGACCAGAUAGUGCAGAAAGACCUGGCUAGGACUGGAAACUGGAUGGAUCUCCGCUUCGAUAUUGGUUGCAUCGGUUCUGAAACAGGUGAAAUAAUUCUUGAUGAACUAUUAGAAGAGAUAAUCAGCAGCUGCACAGACUUGGUCCAACCUGAAACAAUCAACGAGCUGAUUCAUUGAGUCUCACUGCUCCUACACUACAGAAAAUAAGAAAGACACUCAUGGUCAUCUCAAGAGGCUCCUCUGUUUACUCUGUACAGUUUCACUUCCACUUCAACAGACAAGCUCUAGUUUUCAGUUUUUGUGCAGAUACACACAACCACAGCUUUUAAUACCCCAACGACUGCAAAAGAAACCCUUUGUUUUGUUUCUUUCAGUCCUUAUUAUGUUUUCUUUUCCAUUUGGCUUCUGUAAAGUUUUGAGUUCUGUUAGUUGUGAAUGUUGUUGUUAUAUGAGGUUGAAUAAAACAAGGCUUGAACUUAACAAGAAGAACAUCUCACCUUGCUUCAUUGUGUUUCAGUCAAGAAAGAAUCCAAUACAGAAUGUUUUUGACAGAUAAAGCUCUUUGGCAAAUUAAGGCCUGUAAUGAAUUUUGGUUUUGAUAUGUGUAAAUGUACACACAAUGUAACAAAAUUCUUGUUCACCC
Messenger RNA from Arabidopsis arenosa, 2792 nucleotides. Lineage: Eukaryota; Viridiplantae; Streptophyta; Magnoliopsida; Brassicales; Brassicaceae. The record is from the annotation of a GenBank genome assembly.